AUGUCUUCACUUGUUAAUGAGUUGCUUCUAAAAUACUCUAUUGGGAUGUGUGUUGUAUGUAAAAUACAUUAUACAAAGUUGCUCAUCUCAAAUAUCUUCAUCUUCCGCAGUCUUUUGGGGCUAACACAUAUGUGCCAUUUCCCCAUGUACUGUCAGACUCUUCCUGCUUAUCAUGUUCGACACAUUUUGAAACAGUGUUCAGUUGGAAAACUGCAGGAUUUUCUGUGCCAAGUCCCUGUUUUCUCUUCCCCAGAUGAGAGGAAGGCAGUGCAGAGGAGAACCUUCACCAGGUGGAUGAAUGCGUUUCUGCAGAGACGUGAUCCUCCAGUUGAAGUGCACGACCUGUUCACAGACAUUCAGGACGGCAGAAUACUGAUGACUCUGCUGGAGGAGCUGUCUGGGUGCAAACUACUGUACAGGUUUAGGUCAUCUUCUCACCGCAUUUUCAGACUGAACAACAUUUCCAAGGCCCUGGCUUUCCUGGAUGAUAGACAUGUGAAGCUGCUUGGCAUCGAUGCCUCUGGAAUUGCUGAUGGCAUCCCUUCUGUUGUUCUUAACCUUGUCUGGAACAUCAUCCUGUAUUUCCAGGUUAAGGAGGUGAUGGGAGGCCUCCAGAGGCAUUUGUCUUCUAGCCUCUCUUCCUUAUCAAUGAGCAGUUACCCCUCCUCCAGUGACCUCGCACCCCAGCGAAAUGACAUUGGCAGCUACUCCUGCAAGACCCUGCCAAGCAAAGGCAGAAAGCGUGCCAGGGAGCCAAAGUACCAUGGGAAAGCAAUCAAGACUCUCCUGCAAUGGGUCCAAAGAUCAACAUCAAAGUUUGGGGUGGAGGUGCAUGACUUUGGGAAGAGCUGGAGGAGUGGGCUGGCAUUCCUAGCUAUGAUUAAGUCCAUAAACCCAGCCUUGGUUGACCUGAGGGAGAGCCUGUCUAGAGAGCCAAGAGAAAAUAUUCAGCUGGCCUUCAUGAUAGCCCAUCACAGUUUGGAUAUACCACCUCUGCUGGAGCCUGAAGAUGUGUCAUGCACUUCACCAGAUGAGCAGUCCAUCAUCACGUAUGUCUCCAUGUUCCUGGGGCAUUGUUCAGGCAUAGAUGAGGAUCGUACAACAGAUAUUGAAGUUCCUGAGAGCCCAAAUUUUGGACCACUUGAGUCAGUCAGCUUUGGAGAGACCCUCACUGACGACCCAGAAACGCAAGCUUUGCUCAAAGGCUUUGAGAAGAGCAGCGAGCAGCUACUGUGGAACCGGUGGGCCAGAAGAUCCUCAGGGAGCCACUGUCCCACCUCGCUUCACACAAAUGAAGCAGUUACCCCUGACCUCUCCUCCAGCGCCGGUGACAUCUUUUCAUCCUGUCGUAGCCAAUGCAUCACUGAACAAUCUGCGGGCAGUGCUGCUGCCUCACCAUUCAGCAAAAAGAAAAGCAGGUGUCGAAGUGUUUUACAGCCAGUCAGUCCGCUGGAUGCAGGUGUAGUCAGCCAGGAGAUCCGAUCAUGGAUGGAGAAAGUGUCUGCGGAUCAGGGCUGCAGCAAGCCAAGAGUGGAUGAAAGUCACUUUUCAUUGAGCCCAGAGGAAGGAAUCUACAGCUUGUCAGCACUGGACUCAGAUGAGGAGGAGGCCUACAGCUACAUCCUGGAUCUGAAUAAAGAGGUUUUUCAACCACAUAAUCAGCUGAAAAGACAAGUACCAAGGGUUGAAGAGGAAACAGCGGAAGAAAUGUUCCUCAAUGGACAGCUGCCUGAAGAGUCAAAACAUCUGGAAGUAUGUGAGAUGUUAAACGGCAGUGGAUGUAAACAUCAAGAGGGCUCACUUGGACAAACUGUUGAACUAGAAGUCAGGGCUCAGUCAGUGGUUCAUAGGAAGUUUGAUUGGGACAAAAAUGAAAGUAGUUCCAGAGAGAUGGCAAACAAUAGAGCUGUGUUUGACGUGGAGCCAGAGGAAGAAAGUAGAAGCAGAGAGGAAGGUGAAGAGGAGAGAGUUGUUAGAGGACAGGGUAAUAAUGAUGGUGAUUAUUGUGAGGAAAAGAAGAAGAAGACAGAAAAUGCUAGAUUGAUGAUGCAUGUAUAUGAUAAAACAGAGGCUCUGGUAGAUGAAACUAAGAAAACAAAGCUUUUUGAAGUGGCUGGUUGGAAGAAAGAGGUUGAGGAAGAGACUGAAAGAGGCCUUUUUGAAAAAUGUGGACAAGUGAGUGAGAAGAGAGUGGUAGACAAAGAAGAAGAGGAACUAAAUGUGACAACAUUUGAGGAAGCGCUGGGAGGAAAGUUAGGGGGGAAAAAAGAGGAUAAUGUAAAGGAGGAAGAGAGGAAAAAUCAUGAAAGUGUUGUGUAUUUAGCAAGUUUCAAGGUAGGAGUAAAUGAAAAAAUAUAUGAAGUCAGAGGAGCCGGUGUAACUAGAAUUAACACAGAAAAUGAAAAUGACAGGAAAGACAAUGCCCCCAAAAUUGAAGAUUUAACUUGUAAAGAUGAAGACGAGGAAGAAUACAGUGAUGAAGUCAUGAAUUCAAUGGAUUUUGAGGCAGUUAUAACAGCAGAGGACAAAGACGGGGAACUAAAGCUUAAGAGACGUAAACUGACUGACAAGAAGGCAACAACAAAAGGACAUCCUGGUAAAACGACCCCAAAAAAUGGCACUAACAGAGGUGUUAAUGUCCACGGUGGUGACAAUAGUUGGACUCCUGUCUGCAGUGCAACUUCUCAGUCAUUCAGAGAGGGAGGAUUCAUUCUUCAAUCUUUAGUAGCCUCUUGUGACAUAACCCCAUUAGAGUUGGAAAUGCUCUUGGUCCUGUGGAUCCUGCUCUACUGCUGCUUUAUCUUACCUCAAAUGUACCUCUGAGUCCCCCUGCAGUACACUCUUCUUAUUAAGAUAUGCUUAUUAGCCCAAUUUCCACUAAUGAGCCAAACAGGGACACUUAGGGCUGGGUUGACUCUUUAUCUGUGUCACUAAAUUUCCCUCAAGGCAACAUUUAAUGAUUAUGUUUGUUUUCUGCUGCCAGCAGAAAUAAUUUGUCACUUGGGUUAUAGUUUCAGAUAAACACAUAAUGCUGUUAUCCCCAUUAUUGCACAUUUUUUCAGCUACUUGGUCUUACAAUACACAAAUGAUUAGGCAGAUCUGGCAGAAAUACUCCUUUCAAUUUCAGUUGAUGGUAUCAACCACACGGUGGCAUCGCGGCAUCACAGCAGCAACUAUCUCACAUGAUAGAUCGUCUUUACAGCAUUCUGUUGACUGCUGAGAAUCCCAUAUGACCUGCUGUUUAAUUAGAAGCUGUAUUGACAUGGUGAGAUUAAGCUGAUAAUAUUUAAUGAGCACUUUGACAUUUCGCAGACUCUCACUGUGUCACUUGUGGCUCAGAAUGUAUACUGUUUCAUUGUUUUCAUCGCAGAUACUGUAUGAUAGUUAAAGCUUAUCAACAGUGCAGGGUUUUUUCAUGCCAUUUUUGUGACUAUGAGAUAUAAAUAAUAAACCAGAUGCUUGUUCUGUGUCAUAUAUCUUCUGGGCCUUUCCACAAGAUAGAAGCGGCCAUGUAAAUACUGUAUUUAUAGGUGCUGUAGCACAUGUAAAGGUCUUUGUUGGAAUGCUAGUCUGUACUUGAGCAAAACAUAAGUAUGCAUCAGUUGCAUAAGUGUUCAAAAUCCAUGUUGACCAGAAUGUGUAUUAAAGGGGGGAAUGAGUAUGCCUUGUCCUCAUUGUCCACCAAAUGCACACAUUCAUUGCUGCUGAAAUUCUAAGAAACUAAAAAAGCAUGGCGCCAUUGUUUGUUUGGAGCUCAACCCAUGGGUCAAAAGCUUAGCCCCAGAGAUCGAUAUACUUUCAACACCACCGCCACCCCCGCACCGAGAACAACACUUCCCCAAAGCUGGAGUUUGGCCGGUCAUAUGUGAGAUCAACCUGCAACGUCUCUGAAUCAGGCCAAGCCAGGAUGGUCGUCAACCAUUUGAGCGGCGCCACACAGUGCCACGGAGCUUCCAGCUGAAUGCUACGACCGGCGUUGAGGUUGCCAUGAUCUUCAGGGACGACUCUUCUGAGGUGAUAAUGCUACAUGGCACCAACUGCUCAGCCACAGUGGUGCGGCUGGCCCAGUCAGAACGCCUGGCCUCACUGCUCCUGCUUCCUAAAACUGAGCUGCAGCCCCUGGAGGACUGCUUCUCUGACAGCCGCAUGAGCUUUUGGCUCAGCAGCCUGAAGCCGGGGCUCCUCAUGAGGUUAUGCUGGAGGUGGAAGAGACCAAGUCAGAAGAUGGGGGGACUUCACACUUCGUGCUGGACUUCUCUGUCCCCCAGAGAAUUACCUUUAACAGAUCAUUCAUGCUCAUAAUCGAUGAUGAUCUCACGGGACUCGCCCUGCUCAUAGGGAGAAUUAUUGAUCCUACAGAUGUCUAGACCUGAGUGAAUCUCUUUUUUGUCCUUUUUUUCUUUUGCUUUUGGUGUAAUAUGGAAUUCACUUGCAUUACACAACAGCUUUGGUUUGUAUUUUUCCCAAUAGUAUGGCUUAUCAUUUUUUUGGGGGGGGAAAUUUCGGAGUGUGUUUUGUUUUACCUCCAAUUUAAAAAACAUUACAUGAUGAUUUAUAGUUUAUUUCUCCUUUUUCACAAAAUGAUGAAAAGACAUUGAAAUGGUGAUAAUUUAUCCCCGUGACUGACUCUCUGCUAUUCUUGCAAAAACAUAAAACACUUUUCUUCCAUUUCAAAA
Messenger RNA from Siniperca chuatsi (mandarin fish), 4676 nucleotides. RefSeq names its product calmin b (gene clmnb). Lineage: Eukaryota; Metazoa; Chordata; Actinopteri; Centrarchiformes; Sinipercidae. Gene Ontology annotation, molecular function: actin filament binding. Gene Ontology annotation, cellular component: nuclear outer membrane; meiotic nuclear membrane microtubule tethering complex; cytoplasm. The transcript has 11 exons. The record is from RefSeq and is a predicted model, not a curated record. Gene Ontology annotation, biological process: nuclear migration. Bases 1 to 2823 code for a protein of 940 amino acids.